GGGUGGAGUGUAGUGCUUCAGUCAGACACACACCCAAACACAGCGCAGGGCACAGCGGGUUCGACAGGUGAUAGCAGAGGUUCAGGUGGUGAACACACGCCAACACCCAUGAUGAAGAUGCUCCUCAGCUUUGUGCUCCUCUCCCUCCUCUUCCCUCCAGCUUUGGCCCUGAAGUGCUACAUGUGCACUGCUUCUACCACCAACGAACAAUGCAACCAGAACACUCAGGACUGUCAGUCACCGCAGGACACGUGCGUGACGCUUGUCGCCAUUUUAGGUGGAGACAAAGCCAUAGUGAAGCAGUGUGCCAGUUCGGCCAAUUGCACAGCAGCUGCCGCGUCCGCCUCAAUCGAUGAAGACGGAAACGGAGUCACCGUCAACUGCUGCAACAGCAUCGAUUUGUGUAACUUUAGCGGCGCCGAGUCCGUCCGCGUGCACACGACACUUCUGCUUCUCACUGUAGUUGUGAUACGACUGUUGUCACUGUGACGUACCAACUCUGUGUAGAAGCGGAGGAGGCUCUAAGUUACUCUGCUGCUCUGUAUAGGACAUUGCUGGGAUAAAUGUCUCUGAACAGAAUGUAUCUAUACAGGCUGUAAUAUUAUAUUACUUAAAAACUGUUUAUCUUUCUAAUUCUAUUGAAGACUGUGCUGUAAACACACAAAGCUCCUAUUAAUACACCUGUAUAUACAUGAUUGACAUAUUAACCUGUUCAUCCCUCUUAAUAUACAGUCUAUGGUCCAUCCUGUGGCUGUACUGCACAUCAUGAGAAGGCUAAAUGUGACUGUAGAUUCAAAAGAUCCAUGGUACAUAUUGUGUUUAGUAACUUUGAGACUCACUAAGGUACUAUGGUAAUAUAUUCAGAGCGUGAUCGAGAACUCACACAACACACACACAAGUCUGGUCCAAUGAAAAGCUGUGUAUUUUAUGGAUCUUGCGUAUGUGUGUGUGGCAAAAUUGGACCCAUACUCUAAACUCAACAGGAGAUCUGCCAUUUUGAAUUUAUUGGUAAAUAUUUUGGUGAAAACUUUGCAUGUCUGAUAAGAUUAUUGACCUGAACUAAGCCUCGAGUUUGGGAUUUUGUCCAGCGCCAUAUUCAUAAACCUUUUGCAGCAAAUAUAGACGCCCUCUUCUGGUCAUUCAAGAGAAUACAGGUUUCAGGCUCUCCCUUAUUAACCCUUCACCAGAUGACACAAUCCUGGGCCAAAGCAGUCUCAUAAAGUCUAAUUUUGGGCUUAAUUAUUUUUUUCAAUAUUAUAGUAGUACUUAAAUGAAAUGUCAUUUUAUGUCAGGGAUUGUUUCCCCUCCUUUUUUGAAAGGAUCAAAAUGGACUACAACAUGGAACCUCCCUUCACACACCAACAUUAACCAACUAACUAAUUUCUAGAAAUAAAGAAUGUGAAAGGAUUGAAAACAUAAUAAAUCUAUCUUGGAUAAGAA
Messenger RNA from Hippoglossus stenolepis (Pacific halibut), 1440 nucleotides. RefSeq names its product prostate stem cell antigen. The coding region runs from base 109 to 489 and encodes 126 amino acids. The record is from RefSeq and is a predicted model, not a curated record. The transcript is spliced from 3 exons. Lineage: Eukaryota; Metazoa; Chordata; Actinopteri; Pleuronectiformes; Pleuronectidae.